CAUUAUUGGGGGAAUUUUGAUCAUCUCUGGCUUAUACCUGGUCACUUGGGCCCGCCAUAAAGAAAGACAGACAGCCACUGGGAUGCCGUUUGUAAAAUGCACUUCUGAAGGACAUCAUGAUGACCCACUGCUCAUAAAGAGAGGAAACCUCUUCUCUGGCUCCUUGUCUUGGACCGAGCCACAUGAGUCAUGAUUUUUGUUUUUCUCUUCCCCAUGCCAUGAUCCUCCCAAUUAGAAUAUAGAGACAGAAUAUAUACCGGCAAGAGCGACCUUCACCAGGGGAAGAUUCUUGCUUUACUUAAAGAAAUAGCUACUAGUCUUUUUUCCUGAGCCCUUGGCAUUUGUGCCACAUCGUUAUCUUCUUUCCCCACCAUCCAACUUUGUUUCAUCAUAUUCUUCACAAGAAACUAUAUAAAUUAGCUGCCAGCAAUUUCAUGUCCAGAAGUGAAGCGGUAUCUUAUAGUUAACUCUUGAGCUACCAUUAAGCAAUGGCAUCCAACAAAGCAGAAAAACCUCAAGGUUCCUCACAACCCCAGGCACCAAAGGUUCAGCAAGUUAGGGCUGGAGGAGCAAAGUUUGUUACAAAGAAGGUGGCGCAGAAGCCACAAGAACCAAAAAAGGUCACAGGUGCCAAGCCAGCUCCACCAGCAAAGUGAGAGGCUCUAAUGGUUUGUCUGCAUAGAACUCUGGUGCCGUUGCUCUCUUCAUGUGCAGCAGAAAGACUAGUAAUGAAAUAAGCAGAUGUUUAUACUGUAAUAGUUAAUAUAUUAUGAUAUGACAGUUAAGCUUUAACCUGUUGCUCUCUGAUGCUAAUCUUUUGGGAGUGA
Elaeis guineensis (African oil palm) is the source of this 827-nucleotide messenger RNA. The record is from RefSeq and is a predicted model, not a curated record. NCBI's taxonomy places the organism in Eukaryota, Viridiplantae, Streptophyta, Magnoliopsida, Arecales, Arecaceae.